This is a messenger RNA of Lontra canadensis (Northern American river otter), 2678 nucleotides long. Its product is annotated as coronin-7-like. Lineage: Eukaryota; Metazoa; Chordata; Mammalia; Carnivora; Mustelidae. The record is from RefSeq and is a predicted model, not a curated record. Gene Ontology annotation, molecular function: protein binding.
CCGUUCUCCAGCUGCCCCUCAGGGACAGAGGCUGGCCACAUCCUGCCCACUAGCCCUCUCUCCCUCAGGUCUCUGCUGCCCCUGCUGGACCCAGACUCCGGGCUCCUGAUCCUGGCAGGAAAGGGCGAGAGUCAGUUGUACUGCUAUGAGGUAGCCCCCCAGCAGCCAGCACUGAGCUCAGUGACCCAGUGCCUCCUGGAGAACGUGCUGCGGGGGGCGGCUCUCGUGCCCCGGCGGGCGCUGGCCGUCAUGGGCUGCGAGGUGCUCCGCGUCUUGCAGUUGAGCGACACGGCUAUCGUGCCUGUCAGCUACCACGUGCCUCGCAAGGCUGUGGAGUUCCAUGAGGACCUGUUCCCAGACACCGCAGGCUGCGUGCCCGCCUCUGACCCCCAUGCCUGGUGGGCUGGGAGCAACCAGCAGGUGCAGAAGGUGAGCCUCCACCCAGCUCACCGGCCCUACCCCAGCUUCACCUCCUGCCUGGUGCCCCCUGCGGAGCCCGCCCCCGAUGCAGCCCCGCCUGCUGCGGCCAUGCCUGCAGACACCCCGGGGGGUGAUGCGGACCCCAGCGAGGGCUUCUCCUCCCCUCUUAGCUCGCUGACCUCACCCUGCACGCCCUCCAGCCUGGGGCCCUCGCUCUCUAGCUCCAGUGGCAUCGGCACCAGCCCCAGCCAGAGGUCCCUGCAGAGCCUGCUGGGCCCCAGUUCCAAGUUCCGCCAUGCUCAGGGCACCGUCCUGCACCGAGACAGCCACAUCACCAACCUCAAGGGGCUCAACCUCACCACGCCCGGCGAGAGUGACGGAUUCUGUGCCAACCGUCUACGCGUGGCCGUGCCCUUGCUCAGCAGUGGCGGGCAAGUGGCUGUGCUGGAGCUGCAGAAGCCUGGCCGCCUGCCCGACACAGCACUGCCCACGCUGCAGAAUGGGGCAGCUGUGACAGAUCUGGCUUGGGACCCCUUUGACCCCUACCGCCUCGCUGUGGGUGGGGAGGACGCCAGGAUCCGACUGUGGCGGGUGCCCCCAGAGGGCCUGCAGGAGGUGCUCACGACACCUGAGGCUGUGCUCACAGGCCACACAGAGAAGAUCUACUCUCUGCGCUUCCACCCCCUGGCCGCUGACGUGCUGGCCUCCUCUUCCUAUGACCUUACCAUUCGGAUCUGGGACCUUCAGGCGGGAGCCGAGCGGCUGAAGCUGCAGGGCCACCGGGACCAGAUCUUUAGCCUGGCUUGGAGUCCCGACGGACGACAUCUGGCCACUGUCUGCAAGGACGGGUACUUGCGGGUCUAUGAGCCCCGGGGUGGUCCUGAGCCCCUGCAGGAAGGCCCAGGGCCCGAGGGAGCCCGUGGAGCCCGCGUGGUCUGGGCGUGUGAUGGUCACUGUCUGCUGGUGUCUGGUUUUGACAGCCGAAGUGAGCGCCAGCUGCUUCUGUACCCCACCGAGGCCCUGGCCGGUGGUCCUUUGGCCGUCCUGGGGUUGGACGUGGCUCCCUCUACUCUGCUUCCCAGCUAUGACCCAGAUACCAGCCUGGUGCUACUCACCGGCAAGGGCGACACCCGCGUGUUCCUGUAUGAGCUGCUGCCGGAGGCUCCUUUCUUCCUGGAGUGCAAUAGCUUCACCUCAUCGGACCCCCACAAGGGCUUCAUCCUCCUGCCCAAGACGGAGUGUGACGUGCGGGAAGUAGAGUUUGCCCGAUGCCUGCGGCUUCGCCAGACCUCCCUGGAGCCUGUCGCUUUCCGGCUACCCCGAGUCAGGAAAGAGUUCUUCCAGGAUGAUGUCUUCCCAGACACAGCCGUGAGCUGGGAGCCGGUGCUCAGUGCCAGCGCCUGGCUGGGCGGUGCCAAUGGGCAGCUCCGGCUUCUCAGUCUGCAGCCCCCUGGCAUGACCCCAGUGAGCCAGGCCCCCCGUGAAGCUCCUGCCCGACGGGUCCCACCCUCAGCGCUCUACCUGGAAGAGAAGUCGGACCAGCAAAAGAAGGAAGAGCUGCUGAAUGCCAUGGUGGCCAAGCUAGGGAACCGGGAGGAUCCGCUCCCCCAGGACUCCUUUGAAGGUGUGGACGAGGACGAGUGGGACUAGCCUGCCCACCACUACCUCUAGCCUCACCGGUCGCUGCCACCUCCUAGAACCACCUGGCGUGGUGCCCCCUGCACGCCUCAAAUCUCACCCUCCAACUGGGAGAGGCCUUUUGGCCCUGGCACACUUUAUCCCAAAGCCCUGGCUUCCUUUGAGUCUUGGGGACUUCUCCGGCCUCUGGGCCCCACUGCAGCCCCCGUAGAUUGUCUGCACCUCUGCUUUCUGUGGGACUGGCUGCUUCUCCUCAGCUGCCUGCUAGCAUGGGGAGCCAGGGGUGUGGGCGUGGGGGUGGUAGUGGGGGUCAGUAGCACGCCCCUGGGCUGGUCCCAGCCUGGGCUGGCUUCACCCAGCACCUUCAGUUGUUACACGCUGUCCUCUCUCGCCUGCUGCCCCACUUCUCAUCAGGAGUCUUGGGGGCUGGCCCCCUGCCAGGCCAUUUGGAGCAGCCCCAGUCUCAGGGGCCAGGGACCAGUUGCCCUCCUCCUCAGGUCUGAAACCAGGAGAAAGGGGCAUUACAGAGCUGAGGGCCCAAUUCAGGGGGCUGUAAACCCCUCAGGGACUGGCCUGAGUGUACCCUGGAUGUUUUCAGCAAUUAAACUUUUUGAAGCUGG